This is a messenger RNA of Lathyrus oleraceus (garden pea), 1032 nucleotides long. RefSeq names its product mitochondrial import inner membrane translocase subunit TIM17-2. The transcript has a single exon. Gene Ontology annotation, biological process: protein import into mitochondrial matrix. Gene Ontology annotation, molecular function: transmembrane protein transporter activity. Lineage: Eukaryota; Viridiplantae; Streptophyta; Magnoliopsida; Fabales; Fabaceae. Gene Ontology annotation, cellular component: TIM23 mitochondrial import inner membrane translocase complex. Bases 117 to 764 code for a protein of 215 amino acids. The record is from RefSeq and is a predicted model, not a curated record.
UAUUAGAUAUUGGGCAUUAUACUACUUAUGAACUAAAUUGAAGAAGAAAAAAGAAAGAAAGAAGAUAAGUAGAAAAACCAAAGCCUUAGAGAAAGAAGAAGAGAAGAGAGACAACGAUGGGAACACCAGAGACUUCAAGAGAACCCUGCCCUGAUCGAAUUCUCGACGACAUAGGCGGUGCCUUCGGUAUGGGUGCCGUCGGUGGCUCCGCCUUCCACUUCCUCAAAGGACUCUACAAUUCUCCCAAAGGCUCCCGCUUCGUCGGUGCUUCCCAAGCCGUUCGUCUCAACGCUCCCCGAGUCGGCGGUAGUUUCGCCGUUUGGGGUGGUCUCUUCUCCUCUUUCGACUGCACCAUGGUCUACCUCCGCCAAAAAGAAGACCCUUGGAACUCUAUCUUCGCCGGCGCCGCCACCGGUGGGUUUCUCUCAAUGCGUCAAGGUUUGGUCGCUUCCGGUCGAUCCGCUGCGUUUGGCGGUGUUCUCUUGGCGCUUAUUGAGGGAGCGGGAAUUAUGCUUAACAAGGUUCUUAGCCCGCAGCAGCAGGUGCCUGCUGUCAUGGAUGAACCAAUCCCUGGACAUCCCAACGGCGGUUUUCCGGGAAAACAGGUUCCGCCGGCGGGUGACUCCGAAGCUAAACCGUGGUUCGGUGGUGGGUUGUUCGGUGAAGAUAAGAAAAAGGAUGAAGCUGUUUCUGAUGGAGGAAGUGAGACCAAGAUUUUGGAGAGUUUUGAUGCUCCUCCUGUGCCAAAUUUUGACUACAAAUAAUGUUUGGUUUUGGUUAUAGUUUUUCUGAACCUUUUCUACUGUAUUUUACUUAUAUAUAUGCAAGACAUAGUUUUAUCUUAAUGUAAGAGAAAAUUUACUAAUUGGUCGGAAGAUCUUAUUUGUGUGCAGGGUUUGCAAUGUUCCUCCCAAUAUAAUUUCGGGAGAAUUAUUUUAUGGGGUACACUGUUUUAUCUAGAACAGGUCUUUUAGGUUUUGUAAAAAUAGAGACAUGUUUAUGUUUCAGGUAGUAUGAAUGAUUUUGUAUUUA